Molecule: messenger RNA, 3869 nt
Organism: Exophiala xenobiotica
Lineage: Eukaryota; Fungi; Ascomycota; Eurotiomycetes; Chaetothyriales; Herpotrichiellaceae
Exons: 1
Coding region: 819-3788 (989 amino acids)
Biological process (GO): carbohydrate metabolic process
Source: RefSeq, a predicted model, not a curated record
GAAGGCCGACUGCCACCCGGCAUCGAUGACAUAGCCUCCAUCGGGUUGAAGUACCCCAAAGUCCUUGCGAAACUGGGUUAUACCAAGGACGAUUGUCCCUGCAUCAUAAUCGAACCCAAUGCAGAUCAGAGCCCAGGCGCCGUACAGACACCAGAAGAUGUUUCUCGGAUUGGCCUUAAUAGCCUGCCACUUAGUCUGUUGAUGGUCUUCAUGCUGUGUUGCGUGGCCAGAAAGCUCGAUGUGUUCUGCGCAGUCUUGCGCAGGAUUUUCUGGACUUUUGGUCUCCAUGGUUGCCAAAAGCCUUUUACUGACUGGAAUGAGAUGGGAAAAAGGCGAUGGGCGAAGCAGGUUGAUGUCCCUGUACUGUAAUCAUGUCGAUCACCGCAUUUCACUAGCGACCUCUCUUUAUACGGGGAGAUUGUGAGAAAUUGCGGUGCGAGAUACACCGAGAAGAAGGCAACAAACUCUACAUGAUCGAUGUCAAAUACACCGACAGGCCCUCCGCUUUGUGAAUCAAUUCUGGUAAGCUGAAUCGUUGAAGAGCAAAAUGCACCGAGAAGAGGCUCCGGAUGAAGCACUCCGCGAUGCAACUACCCCAGUACCCCACCAGUUCCCACUUUCGGACGGAGACCACACGAGAUAUUCAACCAACAAAUGCCUGCGAAGGCCAAGGCUUCGUCCCUAGCUCGAGCUUGUCGGUCGAUUCUCUACCGUCCUCACUCAUCUGUACGUUCCGUUGUGGUCAAGGGCGACAAUUGUCGACCGAGUUGUACCGAAUCCCCGAAUAUAUCGUCCGUGGCCGGCUCUUGUGACGCAGGAUGGGCUUUGAACAUAAAGAUGAUAGCAGGGUUAGCUGGUGCAAUUUGGACCCGAAUAAAAGCUCUUCGACCGAUCUUUCAAUAAGAGGAGAGGGGGUAGUUGGAUUCAAGAGUCCUCGACCUCUAUCUGGAUCAAUGGGCAAUGCAUCGGCGUCACCGACCAUUCAGGUCUCUUCGAUAUCGUUCGAGCACCAUACAACAGGGUUUGGUAUAGGCCAUGCAAGGCCGCGUGUCUCAUGGCGCUUUGCAACAAACACCGCUGUCAAGAACUGGAUUCAAGACUCGUACGAAAUCCAAAUUGAGCGCCAAAAACGUGGCUCGAAGCCCGAGCUUUACCAAAUCCGUGGCCGCGACUCCGUGCUGGUGCCGUGGCCUUGUGAACCUCUGAAUUCCAGAGAGAGGCUCAGUGUCAAAGUAAGGGCCCAAGGAAGGUCGAGGGCGCUGGUUGACGAACUCGGCGGCGGAGAAGAAACCCCCGUCUCUUCGGAAUGGUCCAAUCCUGCCACCGUGGAGGCUGCAUUGCUGAAGAAGUCCGACUGGACAGCUAGAUUCAUCACCUCGUCAGACGACCGAGGACCCGAUCAUCCCGGGAAGAACCCUGUGCGUCCUCUACGAUUUCGAAAGGUUUUCCAGCUUCCGCAACAUACAUUUGUGUCUCAAGCGCGAGUCUACGUCACGGCUUAUGGCGUAUACAGGAUGUUCAUCAAUGGCCAUCGUGUGGGAGACGAAGAAAUGAGCCCAGGAUGGACCAGCUAUAAGCACAGGCUCAAUCACCAGGUUUUCGACGUGGGUUCAUUCCUCCGGAAAGGAAAAGAGAAUGUGGUGGCAAUUGAGGUGGGCGCAGGCUGGUAUGCUGGACGACUCGGCUUUGACGGGAGACGUUGCCUAUACGGUGGGGACUUGGCGGUCCUGGCCCAGCUAGAGGUCUCCCUUCAAGAUGGACAGCUCUACACGUUGAACACGGACGUCUCCUGGAAAUCUCAUUGCAGCUCGAUCACUCACAGCGAGAUUUAUGACGGCGAGACCUACGAUACACGUGAAGAACAGCGAGGAUGGUGCAGCGAUCCCACGUUUGACGAGUCUUCCUGGACGACGACGAGAGAACUGCCAACCGCUCUUGAAAUACUCAAUGCUUCCGACUUGCCACCAGUACGAUGCACUGAGGUGAAGAAACCCAUUGACAUCUUCCGAUCGCGAUCCGGCAAAUUAUUGGUCGAUUUUGGUCAGAAUCUAGUUGGAAAGCUACGUGUGAACUUUCCGACUGUGUCGGCUGCUGAAGCCUUCAAGCCCGGCGGACAUAGUGUGUCUUUUCUUCACGCAGAGGUACUCGAGAAUGGAGAGCUUGGGACACGACCUCUGCGAUCUGCGAGAUGUGUCGACCAAGUAGUUCUCUCUGACACCGAGCCCUUCACUUGGUCGCCCGCAUUCACCUUUCAUGGGUUUCGGUACGUGCAGAUCGACGGAUGGCCAACAGAUACGGAGCUCAAAACGUCAGAUCUCGAGGCCCUCAUACUACACAGCGAUAUGAGACGAACAGGCUCUUUCGAGUGCUCGGAACCCCUGGUCAACAAGCUCCAUGAAAACACAUUGUGGAGCAUGCGAGGAAACUUUCUAUCCCUCCCCACUGACUGUCCUCAACGGGAUGAAAGACUCGGCUGGACGGGCGAUAUACAAGUUUUCGGUCCUUCGGCGAACUAUCUAUAUGACACCACCGGCUUUCUUAGCAAUUGGCUACAAGAUGUCUCAGCUGAGCAGCUUGAGGAUGGCAGAGGUGGUGUCCCAAGCGUUAUCGUACCCGACCUCAUCGACAACCCCAUUCACAACCCGCCCCAAGCAGUAUGGAACGACGUGACAGUGCUUUUACCAUGGGAUCUAUACCUCAGCUCGGGUGAUAAAGACAUCCUCCGUCGGCAGUAUGCUAGCAUGACGGCUUGGGUCGACCGUGGAAUCCCCCGAGGUCCAAAUGGCCUUUGGGAUCCAAAUCUGUGGCAAUUUGGUGACUGGCUUGACCCAAGUGCCCCUCCUGAAGAGCCUGGAGCUGGACGUACAGACUGUAUCCUUGUUGCUGACGCCUAUCUGGUUCGAGUGACGGAAACAAUGGCUCGAGUGGCCGAAUGCCUCGGACUCGCAGAAGACCAGCUUCGAUAUUCCGACGACGCUAGACGCCUGAAAUCCAUCUUUCAGUACCAGUACGUGGCCGCCUCGGGACUGCUCGUGGGAGACACACAAACAGCGCUGUCACUGGCUCUCUGUUUUGGCCUACACCAGAGCCACGAGCAGAGAGUGCAAGCCGCAGAUCGACUGGCGCAUCUAGUACAAUCAGCCAAGUACCGGAUCUCUACUGGGUUCGUUGGGACGCCUUUGAUCACACAUGCGCUCUCGGACACGGGGCAUCCGCAGCUGGCGUAUCGCAUGCUCCUCGAGUCCAAGUGCCCUUCGUGGCUGUACCCAAUCACCAUGGGUGCCACGACGACCUGGGAGCGCUGGGACAGCAUGCUGCCGGACGGUUCGAUCAAUCCAGGGUCGAUGACGAGCUUCAACCACUACGCCCUCGGGUCCAUCGUGCAUUGGCUGUACAAAGUUGUGGGCGGGAUCAGUCCGCGGGAUCCGGGCUGGCGCACGGUCGAGAUCCGUCCCAUUCCUGGUGGAACCAUCAGCAGCGCAACUGCCACGUACGAAAGCCCGUUCGGCUUGGUCUCAUGUUCUUGGUCGGUUUGCGAGAAGGAUGCGGCGUUCACGUUAGAGGUGACAAUCCCUCUGAACUGCAGGGCCGUGAUCUUCCUGCCUUCACAACAGCAGCAGCAGCAAGUCAAGGUCGCCGGCGGUGUUGCAUGGGGUGAAGCAGAGGAAACCGGCGCUCUUAUUGUGGGAUCUGGGUCACACAAGUUCACAUGUCCGUACAGCAAGCCUCAAUGGCCUCCCAAGGCGAUUUGGGACCGGUCAGAGUUUGCACUUGCCGUAGAGUUGUAGUGGUGUAGCAUCCUGAGAGCUGGACAUGUUCGCACAAAUCGAGCGGUCACGUGCUCACGUGCUACUGCGAGUAUAGUAUCG